Messenger RNA from Hirsutella rhossiliensis, 1197 nucleotides. RefSeq names its product glycosyl hydrolase family 88 protein. NCBI's taxonomy places the organism in Eukaryota, Fungi, Ascomycota, Sordariomycetes, Hypocreales, Ophiocordycipitaceae. The record is from RefSeq and is a predicted model, not a curated record. The transcript has a single exon. The coding region runs from base 1 to 1197 and encodes 398 amino acids. Gene Ontology annotation, biological process: carbohydrate metabolic process.
AUGCGUCCCUCAGCAGCACUUCUCACGGCGGCCGCCCUGUUCGGCGGCAUCGCCACGUCCGAGGUGCCCUACUCGCGCCGCAUGCUGGACAGCAUCAAGCAGCGCCAGCAGGGCAUCGUCUCCUCGGGCGCCGUCACGAGUACCCUCGAGAGCGGGCUCCUGGCGCAGGCCAUCGAGGCCGUCCUGGCCCAGCAUCCCGACGCCCAGCACCCCGACGUCCGGCGCAGCGACGAGGCCUUCCUCGCCGCCGUGCUCGACGGCACCGCGAGGCCCUUUGCCCACAACGCAACCUGGGCCGCCACCCAGCCGCUCGACCGCUUCUCCCUCGCCCGGUCCAUCGAGCAGGCCGCGGCCGCCGGCGUCGCCGUCUCCGACUCGGCGCGCGCCGCCUACACGGCCAUCAACGACUCGCUCGCCCUGCAGGUCCGCAACCCGGACGGCGGCCUGUGGUACUACGUCUACCCGCACUGGAGCUAUCUCGACGGCAUGUUCUCGCUGCUGCCCUUCAUGGCCAAGGCCCCGCGGCGCAACGAGACCGACAUGGAACUGCAAAUCGCCCUGCUGCAGGCGCACUGCCGCACCGCCACCAACGACUCCCUCCUCGUCCACGGCUACGACUGGUCCCGCACCGCCGUCUGGGCCGAUCCCGUCACCGGAGCCAGCCCCUAUGUCUGGGGCCGCUCGCUGGGCUGGUUCCUCGCCGCCAUGGUCGAGACAUACCAUCUCCUGGCCUGCCCCGACGAUGCGUCGGGAAAGCUCUGCACCCGCAUCCACCACCUCGCCAACGGCAUCUCGAAGUCGCUCGUCGACUACGCCGAUGCCGCCUCCGGUGCCUGGUGGCAGCUCACGGCCCUGGGCGGGAGCCCCGGCAACUACCUCGAAAGCUCCAGCACCGCCCUCUUCAUCUUCUCCUUGCUCAAGGGCCGCCGCAUCGGCCUCCUCUCCGCCGCCGGGCCCGACUACAGCAAGGUCGCGCUGCGGGCCUACGACUACACCGUCGGCAACUUUGUCACCGACGUGGGAUGCGCCAACGGCACCAUUGGCUUCGACAAGACGGUGGCUGUCAACAGCCUCAACUCGACCGCGUCUUACGACUACUACAUCAACCGGCCGAUUAUACCCAACAGCCUGCUCGGAGAGGGAGCCUUUAUCCUGGCUUCUCUCGAGGUGGAGAGGCUUCACGGCGCGGCCUGUUAA